This is a messenger RNA of Drosophila ficusphila, 1677 nucleotides long. RefSeq lists its product as uncharacterized. Lineage: Eukaryota; Metazoa; Arthropoda; Insecta; Diptera; Drosophilidae. The transcript is spliced from 3 exons. The record is from RefSeq and is a predicted model, not a curated record. Bases 264 to 1406 code for a protein of 380 amino acids.
GGAUUUCAUUCCCUCUGCGCACUUCGAACCGAUCGCUCGUACCGCUCCCGGGACUCGAAAACCGAAUUCGAUAAACGAACCCAAAACCGAAACCCAACACUCGCCGGACUUCGACUUCGAUUCGAAUUCCUUUUACGCGCUAAAUUAUCAGACUCUUGAAGGGCACAUAAAGUUCUUGAAAUUACGACUUUGCCAGAUUGUGUUUGUGUUUAAAGAGCAAAGUGUAAACAAAACCGGAAGAAUUACUUCGAUAUCUGACGAAAAUGGGUCGCCUUUUCCAAUACAAUCGCUUUGGCGCCACGGAUAACAUCAACAAAAACAUCAGCAAAAAGGAUACUCAGCAGAAGAACAAGAUGCUACGUAAUGCCAUCAAAUGUCCAGGAUACUCGGACAUCUAUGGUCAGUUCAAUAAGGAGUCGUCCUUCGAGAAGUGCCAACAAUGGAGCAACAAGCUGCAAUUCCCGACCGCCGGUGAAUUGGAUAAACAGGAACCGAUCCAGAGUCGCACGCACAAGGUCUACGACAGCAUGAAGAAUUUUCUGCACCGCAAACUCUUCGCGCAACCCUCGCAAAAGGAACAGAGCUUGAAUGAAGAACCCACCAGCGAUUAUGAUGAGCAGGACCUUCUCGACUCCUCGUACCACGCCGACGCGGAGGAAGAGGAGGAGGAGCGCGACGCGGAUUGCAGCUGCAGCUCCACCGAAAGUAGCAGCAGCACCACCGGCAGCAACUCAACCACGCCCAAGCGCUCGCCCCAGAAGUCCUUGCUGUCCCUCAACUGCUGGCAGAGCAGUCAGCCGAGCAGCGACUCCAAUCCCGAAGAGGAGGAGGAGGAGGAUGCAGAGGAGGACUCCGAUGCAGGAAUCUCCGAUUGCUGCCAACUGCUGGCCGAGAACUCCCCCAACUCGAUGAGCAAACGGCGCAGAGCAGCUCCUCUGUUCACCAGAUACAUUAGCGCCAAUCAAAACUCGGACGACGAUGAGGACGAGGAGCCGGAGUUGCUGGAGUGUCCCUGGUACCAGCCGAGGAUUACGGCGAAGGCGUCAAUGGAACACCUCCAGCAGGCGACACCUGGCAGCUUCCUCCUGCGCCGCAGCACUCCGCGGCACUUCGAACUCGUCCUGCGACUCGAAAAGAGCAACAAGGUGAAGAGCUAUCCGGUGCAGUCCACCCGGAAUCAGAUGUACCGCCUGAAGGGAGCCAAGAAGCAGUUCACCAGCCUGAAGGCCCUCAUCACGCACCAUUCCGUGAUGGCCGAGCAACUUCCACUGACAUUGGACUUGCCCAGGGAGCGUCAUGUGGUGAAGGCCUCGUCCGUUCGCUAUGCAGAUGACUUCGAGCCACUGGAAUCCCUGCAGCUGCUCGGCAUCCUGAAGAGCCUGCAGGCCAAGAGCAUCGAGAUAUAGAAUAUAGUUAUGAGGCGGGGUCUCAUCGGGCGGGCUAAACAUUAAUAUCGAACUGCAAACGGAACGAUAGGUGAAAGUAAUUAGGAAUUUUGUUUGUUGUAUGCAUAAGUACUUGUGAUAUAGUUUACGGAAUUGCGGGCUGAGCAACCCUCGAAUUUAGUUAAGGCUACCGACUAAUUGAAAUAUAUUGUAACCGACGUACGGCUAAGUUUUCUAUUGUUAAUGCGGAAUAUGAAUAAAAAUCGAACAAUGGCAUUCAGCAAAAACGCAA